GGCACCGGCCAGUGCGGUAGGUUCGGGGUAGAGAGGUGGCGAGUACAGCGGGACUGGUGAGCUUCUUGUUGAAGCGUACGGGGUUGUACCUCCCGCCUGUUAUCAGCUGGAACUUCAGACCAGACAGGAGCCUCUGUUCGGACGGUGAAGGAGUUUUCUUUUUUGAACCGGGGUUACUCUGUAGGCUACUUUACACUUAAGGGAUUCGCUUCGGAACCUCCGGUUCCCCCCGCUGCGCGAGGUUGCACUGGGGUUGCACGUGAGCGAACUAACGAGACAUACGAGGAGAUAACGGAGCCGUGCGUGGGAAUGGACUGAGGUUUUAAAGCAGCAGGGGAGCAGUACACGUCAAACCUACUCUGCAGCAUCAGUAAUACCUAUUUUACCGUGCGGCAGCAGUCAGCAGCAGCAGCAGCAGCAGUAUGCAGCGAGAGGAAUCCUUUCAGAUGCUUUCCCACUCCAGACAGUGAAGAAAGGGUUCGGAGGGGAGGAGGCAGUUGGGAUAUAUGGGAGAUUUGUUGGAUAUUAAUCAGCCCGUCGUUGUAAACUUGUGUCCGGGAUGGGGAAGGAGCAAGAGCUGCUGGAAGCCGCCCGGACCGGGAAUGUCGCCCUGGUGGAGAAAUUGUUGAGUGGGAAGAAGGGGAUACUCGGGUCAGGCUCCGGCUCCAUCCCUCUGCCCAACCUACUGAGCAUGUGGAAGGGCCUGAAUGUCAACUGCACAGACAGCACAGGAUAUACACCUUUACAUCAUGCUUCACUUAAUGGACACAGGGAAGUUGUACUAAAGCUCCUCCAGUUUGAGGCGUCCACAAAUGUGCCUGACAGCAAGGGUUGCUUCCCGCUGCACCUGGCCGCCUGGCGGGGAGACGUGGACAUCGUCCGCAUCCUGAUCCACCACGGACCCUCACACUGCCGGGUCAACCAGCAGAACCAUGAGAAGGAAACAGCGCUUCACUGUGCAGCCCAGUAUGGACACUCUGAGGUGGUUUCAGUGCUGCUGCAGGAGCUGACCGACCCCGCCAUGAGAAACAGCCAACAGGAGACUCCUCUGGACCUGGCAGCGCUGUAUGGGCGGCUGCAGGUGGUGCGCAUGUUGGUGAGCGCUCACCCCAACCUGAUGACCAGCCACACUCGCCGCCACACUCCGCUUCACCUAGCUGCACGCAACGGACACCACAGCACCGUCAAGACCCUUCUCGAGGCCGGCAUGGACGUCAACUGUGUGACCGAGAAUGGCAGUGCCCUCCAUGAAGCAGCUCUCUUUGGGAAGAUGGAUGUAGUUCGCCUUCUGCUCGACUCAGCGAUUGACACCAAUCUGAGAGACAGCCAGGGGAGAACAGCUCUGGAGAUCCUGGGAGAACAUCCUGCACAGAAAUCCCAGCAGAUCACUGCUGUUAUCCAAGAAUAUAUCAUGGACGAGAUAGAAAGGAGUAGUAUCGUGGAGGAGCCUGUUCGCAAGUGCCCGAUCCCUGCUCCUCGAACCUCUGUUCCUUCGCCCUCUGCCUCCCCCUUGCUCAGACACAAAAAUGAUGCUGUGACAAGUGAGCUGUCCAAACUGCUCCACGAGAUCAAAAAGUGCCGGGACAGGGACUACUCCUUCGAGGAGCUCUGCCACACCAUCUCUUCCCACUCCAUGGACAGCUUUGGCAGCGGGCGGCUUUCUGACGAAGAACGCCCAGACCGACCCAAUGGCACUCUGACCCGAGUCAAGCGGCUGACCCCCCCUCUCGCUGUGGCCGUGGAGGAGGACGAGGUAGAAAAGAGUUGUGGCCCCACUGGAUUCUGGGAGGCCCUGACACCCUGCAACGGCUGCCGCCACCUGAGCUUUUCCAGCCUGGAAAAGGAUUCAAAGCGGUCAGCAGAGAUUGUCGCCUCGCCAUCUCUGGAUGUUUUCCUGCCAGAGGACGAGGACAACCCGUAUGAGUCUGUGACUACAGCCGUCACACGCAAACCCUGCUCCCUCGAUAUCAACCACCAGCUCAACGCCUUUCCACGCAAUGGUCACUUGUCCCGAGUAACGGCAAGUGAGGGUGAGCACGGUAACCAUGGCAACUGCUCAACAGGCCCCACUCCAGACUGCUCCCCCCCCUCCCCCGACACAGCCCUGAAGAACAUUGAGAGAGUCAUCCGCCCACAGCCAAAGCAGCGCACCUCUCUGUCUUCGUCCCUGGACGUCCAGAGGCCGGUCAACAUUAGCUGUGAGCCCAGCGAGGUGAGCUCAUCCCUGGGCUACGCCAGCUUCAGCACCAGCCCCCCUGCCAGCCCCCCACUCAGCCCUAACCAGGAAGACUCUCCAGGCUCCAACGACGACUGUCAGCUCACAGACGACGGGCCCUACCAGCAAGACCCGUCUCCUCCUACUCCUCUCUGCUCUUCCUUCACAUCCAACGCUUUGUUGAAGGAGCGCAGAAAGAGCCACAUUCCAGAGGAGUUUGCAGGCCUCCUUCAUGGAUCUUCCCCGGCUUGUGAAACCCCUGAUACGCCUUACCAUCUUUACAGCCCCAAACCCCAAAAAUAUGCUUCUACGGACACCCAGAGCAGCCUGUUGCAUACCCCCGAGCUCAGCAUAGUAAUCGGUGGAGGACCCACUCAGAUCGUCCCCAGGACGGGGUGCAAUUCAUCGCCUCAGAGGGCCGCCCACGACCCCCAGAAGCCACAGGUGGUGUACCGGACUAUCUUCCACACUAGGGUCAACCAGGACCAGGCCCGAACCAGGAACUGGGAGCAGGCAGAUCAAACUUGUGGCUGGUCUUCACUGGGCCACCCACCCUCCAACUCCCCUGGUGAGAACGGGAAAGUUCCAGAGCUACGGGGAAUCCAGACAGGAGGUGUGCCCAAGGGAAGUUCAUUGGGUGCUGGCUACGAAGAGAGGGCUUGCACCCUGGGGAGGAUGAGGUCCGUGCCCCGCAGUGUUUUGGACUUGCAGUUGUCAAAAUCUCUGUCCAAAUCUGAUUCCAACCUGGUGGCUGUAUCGCCUAUACAGGAGGAGCACGGCUGGGGUUCUGGAUCUCGUGGCCAGGGGCCUGGCAGUCCCAGCACCAGAGAGGGUGCCAGCCCAGGGGGAAGACUGGAGAGAACGCCCUCCUUUACUGCUGAGUGGGAAGAGAUUGACAAGAUUAUGAGCUCUAUUGGGGCAGGAAUAAGCAGUGGAUUGGACAUUAAGAAAGAAACCUCAGGUCCCCGCUGCCCACUGCAGUCCGUGGGCCAGUGGCUUGACUCCAUCGGCCUGGUCCAGUAUGAGAACCACCUGCUGGCCAAUGGAUUUGACAAUGUCCAGUUCAUGGGCAGCAAUGUGGUGGAAGACCAGGACCUGCUGGAGAUUGGGAUUCUUAACUCGGCCCACAGACAACGCCUCCUGCAGGCCAUACGGCUGCUGCCCAGGGUGCGACCUGUCGGUUACGAUGGCAACAAUCCCACGUCGGUGGCAGAGUGGCUGGAGUCAUUGGAACUUGGUGACUAUACCAAGUCUUUCCUCGUCAACGGUUACACCUCCAUGGAGCUGGUGAAGAAGAUCUGGGAGAUCGAGCUCAUCAAUGUACUGAAGAUCGGUCUUAUCGGACAUAGAAAACGGAUCCUUGCCUCAUUGGGGGACCGGCUACACGAAGAAACCCCACAAAAACCUCCGCGGGCCAUCUCCCUCAGGGAGCCUGGUGGGAACCACACUCCUCCCCAGCUCAGCCCGUCAGUGGGCCAGGCAGCGUACACGGCGGGGGUCCCAGGCGGAUCUCUUGACGUGCAGCACCUCAUCAUGCAGGCGGAUGCCCGGCGCAGGCAGCGCAGUAAUGACAACUACUUCGAGGACGUGCCGCGAUCCAAGCUGGAGCGGCAGAUGGCCCAAGUCAGCAUGGCAGGCGAGUGGUGCGAGCCAAUCACGUUGCGUCCGCCCAACGAGGCCACCUCAUCCACCCCGGUGCAGUACUGGCAGCAUCACCCCGAGAAGCUCAUCUUUCAGUCCUGUGACUACGAAGCUUACUACCUGGGCUCCAUGCUGGUGAAGGAGCUGAGAGGGACAGAGUCCACACAAGAUGCUUGUGCCAAAAUGAGGAAGUCAACAGAACAGAUGAAGAAAGUGCCGACCAUCGUGCUCUCCGUGUCCUACAAAGGAGUUAAGUUUAUUGACGCCACAAAUAAGAACAUCAUAGCAGAACAUGAGAUUCGGAACAUCUCGUGUGCAGCUCAGGAUCCAGAGGAUCUGUCUACAUUUGCCUACAUCACCAAAGACCUCAAGUCCAGUCACCACUACUGCCACGUCUUCACUGCUUUUGACGUGAACCUGGCGUAUGAGAUCAUUCUGACACUUGGCCAGGCCUUCGAGGUGGCCUACCAGCUAGCCCUGCAGGCCAGAAAGAGCGGCCACGGAUCAUCCACACUGCCGGAGAGCUUUGACAGCAAGCCCAGCAAACCUGUCCCCAAACCUCGAAUCAACAUCCGCAAAUCUAUGGAGCAACCGUCCAUGGACCAGAAGGGCCACGCCAACGUGCCAUGGAUUGUGGAGCCGGGUCAGGAGGCCAAGAGAGGAGUCAACACCAAGGCAAUGCCGGACGCUCAUGUCUAUUACUGUGGAAUGCAAAGAAUGUAGCCAGCCCUAAACACGGACCUUGUCACACACACAAUGCAAAAUGGACUACAAAAGGACAACAAACAUGGAUGCUACCCCGCAGUGUUUAAGGUUGACUACCAAAUGUUAACAUCAUUCCUCCCUAUGAUGCUUGACACAGUAAACAUGACAAAAAGACACUUAUACACACUAACAGGACUGCAUCCUGACCGAUGACGGUCUGCUCUGAAUGUACACUUAUUUGAAAGCAGCCUCAAGAUUCUGUAACUGCAGCAGGAUCUGUUUAAUAUGGCCAACCGGGACGUGUGACCUGUGAACUUUUGGAUGGUCACUGUGUCUCCAUGGAGACGGAGUAUGGUUACAGGGCGUCUGUCGAUAACAGACAAUGGACUCGUUAAAGACACCACUUGGCAUGUGUCAGUGUUGGCAUGGGUUUAAGGACGCUUGGCUGGCUCUUUUGUUUUUUUCUUUUGUUUUCUUUGAAGUCAGAAAAUAAUACUGAGAUAUAUGCACAAGCGUGUAAAUGUGAUUGGACCUGCUGCAACACGCUGGAGAUGCAACAGGUGUGUCCUGAUGAGAUGUGUCUCAUGACGGAUGAACCUGCAGUAUGUGAACAAAACAGCAUCUGACGUUAAAAAAAAAAAAAGUAUUCUAUUCGUAUUGCCCAACAUUUUAAUGUUUAAUAUGAGAGUAUUAUAUUACCAUGAUGAUUAUGAUUAUUCUUGUGCAAUUCUUGUCUACUGUUGUCUUAAUGUUACAUUAUUUUUCUAUUUUAUGAGAUGAAAACAUUAGGCUUGAAAAAUGACGAACAUCCUUUAAAAAAAUCGAAACUAUAUGAUCAUACUUGUACACAGAGAGUGAAUGUUGCAGGUGGCUAGCUUACUCUUGUCAGGUCAACCCUUCAUCAUUUCUCAUGGGGCUCUACUCUUAUCUAGCAGAUGUACUAUUUUAAACGCAGUAUUACUGUAUUAUUUGGAUGAGACGUUAUCCAGUUAUAAAAUGUACAUAGAUAUUUUGCCAAUUCAUUGUUCAUACAUGUAAUGUAAAAGAGAAAAGAAAGGGUUGAAGUAAUGUAUGUGGCACUGGAAACAAGGUACCAAAAUAAAGGUUGGAAAUUAAAAGAAAGCGGUAGAUUGUAGAGAUUGUAUUUUGAGUGAAAACUGAAAUGGGGUUAUUUGGUUACAUCACUGUUGACCAACUUAUGUACAUAGGCUUGGGCUUCCAGCACACUGAUUUUUGUAAUUUUGGCCAUUAUUUAUAUCCUUGUUAAACACAUGGAAUAAAAUAUGAAUUGUUAAAACCAUUA
Molecule: messenger RNA, 5864 nt
Organism: Etheostoma cragini (Arkansas darter)
Lineage: Eukaryota; Metazoa; Chordata; Actinopteri; Perciformes; Percidae
Gene: anks1b
Product: ankyrin repeat and sterile alpha motif domain containing 1B
Exons: 28
Coding region: 560-4579 (1339 amino acids)
Cellular component (GO): cytosol
Molecular function (GO): protein binding
Source: RefSeq, a predicted model, not a curated record